Messenger RNA from Microdochium trichocladiopsis, 1142 nucleotides. RefSeq names its product methyltransferase. The record is from RefSeq and is a predicted model, not a curated record. The transcript has a single exon. The coding region runs from base 232 to 993 and encodes 253 amino acids. Lineage: Eukaryota; Fungi; Ascomycota; Sordariomycetes; Xylariales; Microdochiaceae.
UUCUCCCUCAAAGCAUUGUCUCUGCAGACUCAAGAGAAGGAAAGCACCGCCCAGAACAGGACUACGCGCAGCACAGGGAAUUUGCUCGGAUUACUGCAGCACUACAUAGCACAGACUUAGACCAUAGCCAAGCCAAAAUACAUUUCCUGAGAUACCUGCACUAAAGCAGGCUACUCAAGUGAAGAAAAGACACGCAAAGCCCACAUCCCAAAACCAGAGAGGACAAGCAAGAUGGCAGCCGUCCCGGACAACACCGACAACAUCACCCAGCUGGGCGACAUCAAGGCACGUCUCAAGGCAUCUUACGACGUCAUCGCCCCGGCUUACAACGGCUGGACCAUCCCCAACUCGGCUCAACGCCUCGAGUACCUAGACAAGCUGCUCGCGCUGUUGCCCCAGCUUGCCACCAAGACCGACACGGACAACAAAGACCCAAACAACAACAGCAGCGAUGUCGGUGCAGCCGCGGACGCCGUCAAGAUCCUGGAGCUAGGCUGCGGCUGCGGCGUGCCAAUCACGCAGAAGCUCCUUGGCCUCGGAACCAACGUGCAGGUCCUGGCCGACGACAUCUCGAGCACCCAGAUCCAGCUCGCCAAGGAGGCCCUCCUGGCGGACGCUUCCGCUAGCGGCCGCAUCCAAUUCUACGAAGGCGACAUGGCAUCCCUGGACAUUGCGCCGGCCUCGCUCGACGCGGUCCUCGGGCUAUACAGCAUCUUCCACCUCCCGCGCGCCGAGCAGCCGUACAUGCUGGCCAAAAUUGCGGCCUGGCUGAAGCCCGGCGGCUACUUUCUGGGAAACUUUGCCGGCGAGGACGCCGAGGCCGUGGUCUUUGACAAGUGGCUCCACGACGACGGGUGGAUGUUCUACAGCGGCUGGGGCGAGCAGGGCACCCUCGACAUGGUGCGCAAGGCUGGCUUCGAGGUCGUCGUGGGCGAGGUCCGCGAGGAUGUUGUCAAGGCAGAGUUUUUGUGGGUCAUUGCCCGCAAGCUGUGAAUUCCUGGGCCAGCGGUGUCGACUUGACAGCAAAUUGCUGUGUUGCAGGCAAACCGGCUAUAUCCAACCAUUGAGGUUAUUAAGGGGGGACACGGAGAGGAGACUGAUGUGGUUUACGUGAGGUUUCUUGGUCAAAUUCAUCACAACUA